This is a messenger RNA of Bursaphelenchus xylophilus (pine wood nematode), 1127 nucleotides long. Lineage: Eukaryota; Metazoa; Nematoda; Chromadorea; Rhabditida; Aphelenchoididae. The record is from the annotation of a GenBank genome assembly.
AUGUCGUCGAUUACACUUCUUUUUACUCUGCUCUUAACAAUUAAUCUGGCUGUUCGAGCCGAGUUUAGUAAACAUUUUGGGAGCUGGCUGAGUGAGCACUUUGGGGAGGAUGUAAGACAACAUUUGGAGAGGUAAGCACGUUAAUUCUUUUCAAUUCUCAUCCAUUUUUUGACAUUUUUGACCAAAAACUCAAAAUAUUUUUUAAUUCCUUGCCCGGUUCGGAUUUAAUUUUAAAUUUUGGAACUCCAGAUUGGACCUUGGUCCAGGUGGUUCCUUCGGAGGCAAAAAGGAUGACUUUCAUAAAGUCACCAAACAACCAGUGAUCUUCGUUCAUGGAGUAUCCAACACGGCCGGGGAUAUGAUGCUGAGAGCCGCAACUCACUUCCAGUAAGCUGACUGCAACUAAUAACCGCCGCAUAAUCUAGUCAACACUACAAUUAUACGAACGCCGAGAUGUAUGGCACAACAUAUGCGAACGGGAACCAAGGGAAUCCGCUGCAGUGGGCUCAGUAUCAGAUGCAAUGUCAUUACGUGAAGCUGGUCCGCGCUCUGAUUGUGGCGGUCCGAUUAUACACAGGCCGGGCUGUAGAUGUGGUCGGCUACUCGCUGGGGGUACCAGUUUCUCGAAAGGCCAUCUGGGGAGGGCGGUGUGUGGAUACGGGGGAGGAUUUGGGAGCUCCUUUGACCAAAUUCGUGGACACUUAUGUUGGAGUGGCUGGCCCCAAUCAUGGGAUCGCCCUCCAAGUUGGGGGAAUUCAAGUGCCGGGCUGUGUUUUCAGUGUGGUCCCCAUUUGUAAUACCAGGACCGGCCUUUAUUCGGGUUUCUGUCCGGCCGAAAGCGACUUCCUGCAAGACAUCAACAGAAAUGCGGGAUAUGAAGGACAACAUCGCUUCUCCAUCUACAGCCGAGCCGACCAGAUUGUAGGCCAUACUGUUUGUGGAAGAGUAAGUGAACUGCUCGAUUACUUGUAGUCACUGUUACAAACUCAUCGCUUUCUUUCCAGAUCACCAGCCAGGUUCCCCAGCAACAUGGAGAAAAGGUUUUUGCCGAUAAAAACCAUGAUGACACCUUCUACGACUCAUUCCCCUUCCUUUACAAGAUGGUCAGCGAACAUGUAGUCGAAUAA